AUGCGCAAAACUCGGUCGAUGAUGAUGUUCCUGUGUGCACACGGGUCUCUCAUCCUCCCUUGGCUGAUAUCAGAUCCAUUCGCACAGACAUGCUUUUUGGGUUGGAAAAGCCUCGUCAAGGGAAAGGCGUCCUCCCCACUCGUCUGGAGGCGGCCGGUGGCUGGCCUUGGCGGAACUUCUUUGAAGGUGGGAGAUGCUGCAUUGGGUCUAGCGAGGAGCUCUCCUCUCCUCUCCUCUUCUGCUCUCUGA
Molecule: messenger RNA, 249 nt
Organism: Penicillium oxalicum
Lineage: Eukaryota; Fungi; Ascomycota; Eurotiomycetes; Eurotiales; Aspergillaceae
Exons: 1
Coding region: 1-249 (82 amino acids)
Source: RefSeq, a predicted model, not a curated record